This is a messenger RNA of Camellia sinensis, 1734 nucleotides long. RefSeq lists its product as uncharacterized. The record is from RefSeq and is a predicted model, not a curated record. Lineage: Eukaryota; Viridiplantae; Streptophyta; Magnoliopsida; Ericales; Theaceae.
ACAUAAGGAGGGGAGAGGGGCAGAAAGGAUCGUCCCUCUCCCAAAAUUUAUGUUCUUCUAUCUUAAAUUAUUCAUAAUUAUUAAAUUAUAUGUAAAUUUGAAAAUAUUUUUAUCUCAAAUUAUUCACAAUUAUUAAAUUAUAUGUAAAUUUUAAGAGAUAUCAAAUAGUUGUGAUAGUUGUGAUGGAUUUUAGUACCGGAGACAGAAAUCCUUUGGCGAAGAGAGGGAGAAAAGAGAGUGUGUUUUUGCGAGUCCGUUAAUUUCAGUUUAUAUAAAAAAUUUGAAUGAGUGAGAGAGAAACAACAAUGGUGUCCGACCAGGACAUAGCUGAAGCCCUAGAGUCUCUUCUUCGCCAAACAAACCCUAGCUUCACCGCCUUCACCUCCUUCAACAGCGUCGUUCACCAUUUGGAAUCCAAGCUAGGGUUAGACCUCACUCCCAAGCUCGAUUUCAUCCAGAACCAGAUCCACCUCCUCCUCCUCCUCCGAUCUCACCCUCCUCCACCACCCCUCCACCACCACCAACCCCCUCCAAAAACCCAUUUUCUCCUCCACCAAAACCCUAAUUUCCGCCAACCCCCUCUUUUCGCCGCCGACGAGCUCGGUUUCCGACCACCGCCGUCUACGAAGACUGAAUCCUCCGCCCCCGCUACUACUGACGCCGCCCCUAUCGAAUCCCCCAAAGAGAGUUCUCAAACUGGAAAAAAGAGGAGAGGUGGGCCAGGUGGGCUAAACAAACUUUGUGGGGUUUCACCUGAACUUCAGGCCAUUGUCGGGCAUCCAGCACUGCCUAGGACUGAGAUUGUGAAGCAGUUGUGGGCUUACAUAAGGAAAAACAAUCUUCAAGAUCCAAGUAACAAAAGGAAGAUAAUUUGCAAUGAUGAGCUACGUUUAGUGUUUGAGACAGACUGUACUGACAUGUUCAAGAUGAAUAAAUUGCUAGCUAAACAUAUUAUCACACUUGAACCUGCAAAACCGGUAGGUCGAAAUUCUAAGAAACCAAAAGUAGAGGUGGAAUUAGAGACAAAAAGUGCUGAGUCUGAACCAGCUGUGAUAAUAUCUGAAGCCCUUGCAAAUUUUUUUGGUACUAGUGGAAGGGAGAUGAUUCAGUCUGAGGUCUUAAGACAUGUUUGGGAGUACAUAAAGGUCAACCAACUUGAGGAUCCUCUGAAUUCAGUGGUAAUUCUAUGUGAUACAAAGCUUCAAGAGCUUUUUGGUUGUGCAAGCAUUUCUGCAUUGGGGAUACCUGAAAUGUUGGCACGCCAUCAUCUAUUCGAGAGAUCAGGAUAAGUGAUCAUGUUGACUGCCUUACCAAUUGCGUCAAAUGAUCUGUGACCGACACUAAUGGAACGUAUGAUUCCUUGUAGAUACAGGUUAUUCUUACUCUUACCUAUUAUGCUCCGAUCUUAUAGCAAUACUACCUGGAAAUUUUUAUUUGGUUUCUCUGCUUUGGUUAUUUAAAUUUCAUGUUCUUCACUCAGCUAGGUUUAAGUUGCAAGUAGAAUGGAAGUGUACAUGGGGACUGAUGGUGAGUUGUGCUAUGUACUAGUUGGCAUCACCAUCCUCUGACCUAGGGUUAUUAUUUUGUUAUUUGGCAUCUUAGGGUAUAUUUUCUGCCGGAAUUUCUAACUGUUGUAAAUGGCAGACAAUAGGAAAACAGGGGUCGAUGUAAAGGAUGAUAUUGUAUUAACCCUUUUAUUUGAUAAUGCAAGGAUAUUGACUUAAGAUCUGCAGA